AAGUGAAAUGACUUUUAUUGAAUUUUCUGGGAAGUGCCUUAUCCUAGGAAAUCAAUGAUCAUGAAAUUUACAUCAAAAAAAUUACUGCAAAUGCCAACUUCAGAAAGAACAAAAGAAUUUAAUUUGGCUGAACUAACGUACAAAUAGCACUAAAUUAAAAUGAACAAGGAAAUUCACAAGACAAAAGUUCAACUGACAACUAGGUUUUCUUUUCUUCAAUAUGAGUUGUAUCUGUGUUCAAUCAAAAAGAAAAAGAAUGCGAGUUUAAUAUUUUAAUUGCUAGGACAGUAUAUUUUAAACUUUAAGUACAAGUUUUUAAUUAAUUUUUAAUGUCCUUGAUAUUCAUGUUACACUUUAAUCAGGGAUAUUUAAUUUAUAAACUUGUAUUUUGGAGAUUUACAUUAAUUUUAAGCAUCAUUAAUUUCCUGGAAUAAGGUAGUGAUAGCGAAGUUUGAAAUCUGUAGCUAAUUUCAUUUUUAAGGAAAUGUAUUUUCGCAAAGAUAAUGCAAGAUAAUUUUAAAGUUUCUCUCAAUUUAUAAAGGUUUUAAGGACUUUUAUAUAUGAGACAUAAACACGAUAAACAUAAGACUACAGAGGUUGAAAUUUACGUAUAUUUUAUUAGUGCUAGGAAAAUCAGAAGGAGAAAAUCCUUUUCUGAGAUAAAAAAAUAAAAUGCAAAAAUUAAUUCCUGCAAAAAUUAAUUCCCCUCAAGGUAACCAAAUGCCCUGCAUACAUUGUCUAAAGCUAAAAUUUGUUUACAAGAUUAUGUUAUUGUAUGAACCCAAAAUAGCUGUGGUUUUUGCUGCAAAAGAAAUUGAUAUAAAGUUCCCUUUUUUUCUAAUUCCCAUAGCUCUAUUUCAAUAAUUAUAAACUUUUUUCCAAAUGUUAUAAAGAAUGAUAACUUGCACUGUUUAGCUUAGCCAUUUCUUACCUUCUGUUUUAAAUCCAACUCCGUAAACAUGUAUCUUUUAUAUAGAUACAAAAAUAUGAUUAACAAACAUAAGAUGAAUAUAUGACAAUAACUGUUGUCAUCAAUAACAAAAAUGUCGUUACGUCCAGUGAAAGUAGAUUUUGAAAACACGUGGCAAAAGAUUAAGGGUACUUUGCAAGCUGUAUUAACUUGGUCCAAAGUAUCCCGGCCUGAAUGGAAUGAACGUUUUUCAGAUGUUUAUUCCAUCUGUGUUGCUAAUGGUGAUGGACUUGAUGAGCGUUUGUACAAAGCUACAAAAACAUUUUUCGAGGAACAUACAAAAGAUAUUUAUACUAAAAUAAAUUUCUACAGCAAGAAUCUAUUGAAAGAUUAUUAUGAUCAUUGGACACAUUAUAAAACAGGCACAAUUUACAUUAACUUGCUGUAUAGGUAUUUAAAUGAUCAUUAUGCAUUUCAAAAGAAACAUGACUAUGUAGAACAUAUUCAAAUUUCAGUAGCAGAGAAUGAUGUCAUGGAAAUUGGACAGCUAGCAUUAGAAACAUGGAAGGCUGAAGUAAUUGAGCCUCUACAAGAUAUGCUGAUAAGCGCUUUAUUAAGUGAAAUAGAAAGAGAUCGAAAAGGUGAAAGACCACCAGAAAGAAUUGUACAUGGAGUUAUCAGUUCUUUUAUUGAUGUGCAAGAAUACGAACGUAAAGGAAACCCUCUAAAGUUGUAUCAAACAGCAUUCGAAGAACCACUGCUCACCGAAACUUCUGAUUUUUAUGCAAGUGAAGCUAACCAGUUUUUAGAAACUUGUAAUUGUUCUCAAUAUAUGCAAAAGGUUGACACACGACUCGCAGAGGAAAAUUUAAGAGUUCGCCGUUUUUUACAUUUGACCACGUUUGACAAAUUGAUCAAAGUUGCACAGACAAGACUGGUUCAAGAUCAUCAAGGAUUAUUGACCGCAGAAUGUAAACAGAUGGUAAAGGACAGACAAACAACAGAUCUAUUACGAAUGUACAAAUUGCUGAAACCGAUACCAAGAGGUUUUCAAGAAAUGUUACAAGAAUUUGAGGAGUAUAUCGCUGAAACUGGUCUGAGUAGAGUUAAAUCUAUGCAUGGCGAAAACGAAACAGGUCAGUUCGUGAACGUGUUGUUGCAGUUACAUAAAGAAUACACGGAGUUAAUUGAGAAAACGUUUAAUAACGAUCAAGCAUUUUUUGGAAGCAGAGACAAGGCGUGCACAAAAAUUGUCAAUCAUAGGUUUGAUCCCAAGAGACCUUGCAGAGCCCCUGAAUUACUUGCAAAAUACUGUGACACAUUGCUUAAAAAAAGUACAAAAAAUCUUCCGGAUGGAGAAAUUGACGAUAAGUUAAAUAACGUGAUCACUAUAUUCAAAUAUUUAGAUGAUAAAGAUGUUUUUCAAAAGUUUUAUUCUAAGUUGCUGGCGAAACGUUUGAUACAUGGUUUGUCAGCCUCCAUGGAUUCUGAAGAGGGAAUGAUCACAAAACUUAAACUUGCCUGUGGUUAUGAGUACACGAAUAAAGUCCACCGCAUGUUUACUGACGUAGCUAUCAGCAAAGAUCUUAAUUCUAAAUUUUCUAAAUUUCUGGACACGAGUAAUGCGCAAUUGGGAAUCAAUUUCUCUCUGCUAGUACUUCAGUCGGGUGCAUGGCCCCUUGGUCAAACCGCAAUUCCAAAAAUAGCUUUUCCGCAGGAACUUUGCAAAAGUGUUCAAAUGUUUGAAACGUUCUAUAACAAUAUGUUUAAUGGAAGAAAGCUGUCCUGGUUACAACAUCUGUCCACUGCUGAGAUCAAGUUAACGUACCUAAAGAAACCGUACAUUGUCACGUGCACAACAUAUCAAAUGGUUGUUUUGCUUCUAUUUAAUGAAAACUGCAAAUUAUCUUACAAUGACAUGUCUAACCAGUGUCAGCUUGAAGAGAAAGAACUACGACGGACGCUACAGUCAGUAGUUGAUGUAAAACUUCUUCAGAAUGAAACUCCUGACGUUGAAGAUUUAAGCAAAUGUUCAUUUCUUCUAAAUAAAAACUUCGCAAAUAAAAGAACGAAAUUCAAAAUUACAGCUGCCGUACAAAAAGAAACUCCGCAGGAGGUAGAACAAACUCAUACAUCUGUAGAUGAGGAUAGGAAAAUGUACACACAGGCUGCAAUCGUGCGUAUAAUGAAAGCUCGAAAAAUACUUAAACAUAAUAUUUUAAUACAAGAGGUGAUCGAUCAGUCCCGAACAAAAUUUUCACCCACCACUCAAUUAGUGAAGAAAUGUAUUGAGGCAUUAAUCGAAAAGAAUUAUCUUGAACGAGUGAAGGGAGCGAGAGAUGAGUACAGUUAUGUUGCUUGAACUUACCGCUCACGUGAUUGGAGUGCAAAUAUACCCAAAUAAACUCUGCGUGGUAGAUGACUGAGUAUCAUUCUACUUCUGAAAUAACAAGUGUUACUUUUCCAAAGUAUGGGUUGUUGAUGGUCUUGUAUGUUCUUUCAAGCGAUGACUAUUAUUUAUUUGCUGUUGUUCGUUGAAUAGGAUUUUUAAUAUAUGGUCUUCUGGGAGAUUUCUAUUUUAUAUGCUUUCCUUGUGACUUUUUAAAGAUUAUUUAUCUGAACUUAAUUGGUCACAUUAAUAUCUGAAGGGAUUUAAUUUUCGUGCGUCGAAUGUGGCAGCUGAGAGCAGCGGCGGGUGAAUUCCAAUACAUUUGCCGAUGUGCGAAUUAGCAUAAAUCGUUUUUAAGAAAGGGGUUUUCCAAUAAAAUUUAUUUGCGAAAAUUAACUUCCUUAUGGUAGGUAUAAAAACUUUCAACAGGAUUCCCUUUAAUUUACGUAAAAUAUUUUUUUGUUUAAGACUUACAGAUCAGCUUCAUCAGUGUAUUAUUGUAAAGCUAAUAUUUGCAACUGUUGUUUUCUACUGUACAAUACAUUUCCUACACAAAAUACGUCCUUUAUUCUCCCAUCCUGGGUAGAGCGAUUUUUUAUACAUCAUAUAAAAACUCGCUUUUUCUCCGAUUGAUGUAUUUAAAAUUGUACCGCUGCGCACAAUACUAAGUGCAAUUCCGAUAAUCCAACGUUAAUCAUUUCGUCUUUUAUUAAUCCCCACCAAUCGUUAUUUCCAUUUAUCUCGCCCUAUAUUUUGUUGCUAAUUCGUGCAUGUGCAGAUUCUACACCCUCUCCCCUUCUCAAACAAAUGUACGCGUUUUAAAUUCUCCACCCCUGCUUAUGUACGUACGUUGUGGAUGGUCGUUGAACUUUUUCUUGCGUCUAGAAACAUACUUGAGCAUUUUAGAAUUGUUAUCUAUAUCUGGGAAAAAAAAUUAUUUUUAUUGUUGAAUUUCCGUGCCCGAAGGCGUAGGAAAUUCUUUAAAACCGUCGUUUUUUUUUCGGAGCAUUUUUUGAGAAAAAAUCGACCCUGGGAUUUCUUGUGUGUAGGUAUAACUGACUAACUAACUAACCCUGUCUCAAAUGGUCAAUUGCAACGUCACAGAUUUAAACUUCGUACUCAAACUCCCUAAGUACUUGGAAGUCAUCUAAAUGACGUUUCAGGCCAAAAUUGGUAUUUGUUUUCGACAAAAUUUGGCACAGUUAACAAAAAAAGUAUGCUGAACAUGAUGGUGACAUGAAAAUUUUGAUUUUUGCCACCUUAAAUGUCAUUUUAGGCCAAAAUUGGUCCAAGAAUUAAAACUACUUUAUUUUCGACAAAAAUUGUCACAGUUAAUAAAAAAAGUAUGCUCAACAUGAUGGUCACAUCAAAAUUUUGAUUUUUUGUCAACAAAAUUCAGUUUAAGACCAUAAAAGUUUCAAUCGCAAGACUUUCAACCAUGAAUGUUAGGCUGUAUUUUUUGUUAGCAAUUUCUUUUAAAAUGUGAGUUUAUUAUGACACGUUUCGUUUUGUUUUCGUUUUUUGUAAGAUAUAAUGUCACUUGUGUGCUUUAUCUUCAGAGUUUCAUGUACCAAACCUCUUCGAAUGUUUGGCACGAUAACACAACGAAUAAGCAGGUUGUCUUCAAAUAUUUUGGUAGCGAGCGGAAAUUCUUAGAGCCCCCAGGGCUUCUUGUUGUUCAAUAAAACUACCAGCUGCAAUAUUUGCGCCAAUACGCAUGGUGGCGUUUAAAUAAGAAAUAUUUUCGGAUGGCGUUUAUUUGCGAGGCGUUUUUUAUUUGCCGCUAUUUGUGGUUACGAGUGGUAAUUUUUAGCGUAAGAAAUUCUGAUCAAGUUUCUUUUAGGGAAAAUGUAAAAUACGUUUACGUAAUGACUGAAAAAGAUGACAAAAAUCACGACCAAUUUCAAUCAUUUUAGAUGAACGAAGUGAGCCCGUAAAACUUGUGUUCACUGAAACCGAUAGAAGUCUUCGCUGUAUUAUGUCGGUAUGCUUUUAGAAACUGUUUUAAUGAACACGAAUAAGUUGUAUUCAUUAAAAUUCUAGGUUAUUGCGAUGUGGAUAAAAAAAAUGCUGUACAUUAUUUCUAAGUGAUAGCUCAACAAUUUUAAUAGACACGGAUAGCGUCGUAGCAAUGUCUUAUAAUUUAAAAGCAAUAGCACUCAUCUGUUCUGGUGGAUUCAAGGGACAAGGCUUUUACUUUGCAUGGGAUAAAUCUUUAUUAAUAUUAUUAAAAAGUCGAAUCAUCCCCAGUGUUGCGGAUUUAUAUUGUAUUGGAAAGCUAGCAUUUUUACUUGAGUCGAAAAAGCGAUUUUAUCGUAUUCACAAAGAAAAUUCAAAUUUCUUAUUAAUUACAGAUCAGAUUAUUACAGAAGGAACGUAAUAUUUUUCUCUACAUAACUACAUCACGACCAAUUAUAAUUGUUAUAUCUCUAACUUUUUUAUAUUUAUAUUUCUCUUCCAUUAUAUUAUUUCUCUUUUUUUCUUUUUUUACAUUCAUGAAAAUAUCUGAUUGACUUGUUGU
This is a messenger RNA of Hydractinia symbiolongicarpus, 5820 nucleotides long. Its product is annotated as cullin-2-like. Bases 1044 to 3272 code for a protein of 742 amino acids. Gene Ontology annotation, biological process: SCF-dependent proteasomal ubiquitin-dependent protein catabolic process; protein ubiquitination. Gene Ontology annotation, cellular component: Cul2-RING ubiquitin ligase complex; SCF ubiquitin ligase complex. Gene Ontology annotation, molecular function: ubiquitin protein ligase binding. The record is from RefSeq and is a predicted model, not a curated record. NCBI's taxonomy places the organism in Eukaryota, Metazoa, Cnidaria, Hydrozoa, Anthoathecata, Hydractiniidae. The transcript has 25 exons.